Messenger RNA from Calliphora vicina (urban bluebottle blowfly), 1504 nucleotides. RefSeq lists its product as uncharacterized. The coding region runs from base 34 to 1173 and encodes 379 amino acids. The record is from RefSeq and is a predicted model, not a curated record. Lineage: Eukaryota; Metazoa; Arthropoda; Insecta; Diptera; Calliphoridae. The transcript is spliced from 2 exons.
CACUAUGAACAAUUAGUUAUUAGAAAAUCAACAAUGAAACUGUUAUACACUGUUAUAAUAUUGGGGCUUAUACAAUUGGUUGUUUUAAGGCCAUUGGAAGCUUCCAUUUCAUUGCAGGACGAACUUAUGGAACUAUAUAACUCCGAAUUGGAUAUUUUAGGCAAAGAAUUUUGUGAAAGGGCUAAAGCUAUGAGUAAAAACAUACUGCAAAAUAAAUAUGUACAACAAGCCAAAACACCUGUAAUGAGAAAAUUUAAACAGAAUAUAAAAGAUUUCUUACAUGAUUAUCCUUCCUAUAUACGUUAUGGUUUAAUCCAUGAAUUAGUCCUCCUAUUUGGUGGAAUAAUUCCAGAUGUCAUCAGCAACGCAGAUACACAAUAUAUUUCGGAGUUAUUGAUAAUACAAGGUUAUAACGAAUUUGAUGAAGAUUAUGAAAGCAAAUGUGUGGAAUUUGUGCAAGAUAUAUUUCUACCCAAAUUUGAGGAGUUAAAGUUAAAACUUUCCCAAGAUGAAUUGCAGCAAGAAAAAACCUUUAUAAACUUGUGCAAUAAAUUGAAACAGUGCCAUGAUUAUUUCUGUCAGAGUAAAUAUUUUAUGACAAUGCUUGAACAAUACAUCAGUCCAAAAAAGAGGCUCUAUUACUUUAUUGUUAAACAGCUCGAUAUCAUUGAUAUCUUCCGUGGUAACAAUGAAAACAAUAUUGCCAGUGCCGUAAUAAAGGAUCAAAAACUUUCACAACUUAGUCCUGCCGUCAGGCAACACUUAAUAAUUAGCCUUAAUAACUUCAUUAUGAAAUUCGAAAGCAAUGAAGAUGUGGUUGAAUUGCACGAUUUGAAUGAUGAAUUCAAUAACAAUAUAUUAAUGAAAUUCUACUAUAAUAGGAAGUUGCCCUCAAAGGACAGAAGAUUGUUAAUGGAAAUCUUCAACAAAAAUGGUUAUGCGAAAUUUGUAUCCAAUUAUCGCUUAAAAUUUAAUGGUUUUAUUGAGCAGGGACUUUUAAAGGAAUUAAAAACAUUUCAAAAGUCUCUCAGUCGCAAAGAGUUGAAAAGUGAAAAGAACUUAAUAAAAUGCUUUGUUCAAUCAAAAGCUUUGACCAAUUUCUCUGAAAGAUAUGAUCAAUUUGAAAAAUGUUUUGUGAUACUACAAAACGAAUUGGAAACAGAAACUAUUUAAAAAUAUUUUUUAAAAUAAGACAAACAUUUAUAAGUUAUGUAGCUGUUUAAUAUAUACUAGGAUCGCCUGGUGGCCGAAAUUCGACCACUUUUAAAACGCUUUUAUGGAAAGAAUUUUUAAAUAUUUUUUAUAUUGUGCACAUCUAGAGAAAAAAACCAUAUAUUUUUCAUCAAUAUUGGUGGACAAUAACAUACCUAAAAGUGUACCAAAAAAAAACGUGUGGCCUAUUUAUAUAUAAGAAGAUUGAUAAUUGUUAAAAUGAUAUUUUGAAAAUUAAUAAAAACAAGUAAGAAAGUAUGGUCUUUCAAGCCAUAUAAUACCCUUCACUAAG